Messenger RNA from Impatiens glandulifera, 1881 nucleotides. Its product is annotated as heavy metal-associated isoprenylated plant protein 34-like. Gene Ontology annotation, molecular function: metal ion binding. The record is from RefSeq and is a predicted model, not a curated record. NCBI's taxonomy places the organism in Eukaryota, Viridiplantae, Streptophyta, Magnoliopsida, Ericales, Balsaminaceae. The transcript is spliced from 3 exons. Bases 195 to 1643 code for a protein of 482 amino acids.
AUAAGAACCAAAGAGAACCCUUCAACAAAUGCAUAAAAGAAGAAGCUUGAACUCUUUUUCUCUCUCUCAUUCUCUUCUUUAAAACAUUGGUUGAAUUAAGAAAGCCUCAUCUUUUCGGUUGAAGAGCCCACCGCUUGAGACUUAACCUCUAAAUUAUCUUGAACACACUAUAUUUUCUCUAUCUCCUCCAAAUUAUGCAUUCUGCUCCCAAGUCUCACGGCAAGAAAGGAAUGGGUAAAGAAGAUUUCAUGAAGAUGCAGCCUCAGAUGCAGACUGUUCUUCGAGUUAAUAUGCAGUGUCAUUGUGAAGGAUGUCGUUCCAAGAUUAGGAGCGUGUUGAAGAAGAUCAAAGGGGUGGAGACUUGUAAGAUUGAUCUAGAACAAGGAAAGGUGACUGUAAUAGGGGAAGUAGAUCCAGCAAAACUGAUAGAAAAGCUUUCCCAGAAGACUGAUAAACAUGUUGAGUUAUGGGGUUUUCCUAAAGCCAUGAACAUAAACAAUCUCAGUAACAACAACCAAAUGAAGAACGUCCAUGUUGGUGAGAUUGGCAAAGGUGGAAAAGGAGGCAUGAAUCCUCCUCAGAAAAAGGGUGAAGAAAUGAUGAAUUUACACCAGAUGUUCCCUAAAGCAGCCUUCAAUGGAAAAGGAGGGCCACCACCACAGUUCAAAGACAUGAAGAUGAUGAUGCCGCCUUCCAAAGAUCAGAAAUCUGUCAAAUUCCAGAUGGAUGAUAACGAUGAUUUCGAUGAUGAAGAUGACAGCGACUAUGAGUUCGACGAAGACGAUUUGUCCGAUGAUGAUGAGUCUGAUGAUGGGCAUGAUGAAGGUGGUGUGGCCAAAAGCGUUGGAGGAGGAGGAGGAAAGAAAGGCUUUAGUUUUAGUAAUGUCCCUUUACUAAAGCGUCUGGGAUCAAAAAAAGAAGACAAGAGUGAAAAUGAAGGUGGAAACAAGAAAGGAGACAAAUUUCCUAAUGAAAAACAGGGCGGUGGAAAGAAUAAUGGUAAAAAAGGCGCCAAUUCAUUAGAACAGGUAAAAUACGAUGGUAAAAACGGAGGAAAAGAUAAUAAUACCGGUGGUGGUGGGGGAAAGAACAUGAAAGAAGGACAGAAAGACGGUGGGGGCCAAGCCAUGAAUAACAGGCAGAACAAUCUUGGACCUGAUUUCGCCAUAAAUAUGGGCCAAACGGGUAGACAAAUGGGUCCGGGUCAGGGUCAGGGUCAGAUGGGUUUUGGUGCAAAUCCGAAUGGUAACAUGGGCGGGAUGGGAAACUACCCAAUGGGAGGGCAAAUGGGUAAUUUCCAGGCAACACAAGGUCCACCAGGUAUGCCUGGAGGUGGAGGAGGAGGAGCACAAUAUCCCCCGGGGAUGACUGCAGGCUAUAAUAACCCUUACAAUAACCAACAACAACAACAACAAUACAUGGCGAUGAUGAUGAACCAGCAGCAACAGCAACAACAGCAACAACAACAGCAGUCUUAUGGGAAUGGGACUUAUGGGAAUGGGAUGUACAACAAUAAUAAUCCAAUGAUGAUGUAUGGGCGGCCGAUGAAUUAUGGUCCACCACCGACUCCUCCUCACGCCACGGACAAUCAUUUCACUAACUACUUCAACGAUGAGAACACCAACAGUUGUAGUAUCAUGUGAAACUACUUGGAAAAAGUAAUGUACUAAAGAAAUGGGUAUUGUUUACCCUUGUUACCAUCAUCAAGCUAGGUGUCUUUUUUAAGAGAACAAUAAGGAUAUACUUAAUGUUACUUGUUGUUUUGUUUUAGCCUUUGAAUGUUAGGAAUGGUAGUUUAGAGUGUUUUGAAGUAGGUGAUAUUGUGAUCUUUGACACUUUCUAUCCACAAGAUCAUGUUUCUCAAUUCAAAAGUGUUGUGAA